This is a messenger RNA of Lithohypha guttulata, 681 nucleotides long. RefSeq lists its product as uncharacterized. NCBI's taxonomy places the organism in Eukaryota, Fungi, Ascomycota, Eurotiomycetes, Chaetothyriales, Trichomeriaceae. The transcript has 2 exons. The record is from RefSeq and is a predicted model, not a curated record. Bases 1 to 681 code for a protein of 226 amino acids.
AUGUCUUGCCAGGGCACCUACGGAUACUACUGCGACAGUCGUGUAAAACUGAAAAGAGACUCAAGCAGGAACAAGGACUCACUGCCCAUCUGCGAAGAGUUCUGUGAAUGCAUUAACCUCAAUCCAGCUCCAAAAAUGCUCCCAAUCUGCGCUGUAGACUAUACGGGCAAGAGCUACUGCACUUCGGGAAACAAGAACGCUCGAAGAGAUCUGGCCAUCCCCUCCGAUUCCGACAUCGCACUAGUUGGUAACGACUUCGCCUUGGUCUGCUUUCGCGACAAGGUCUUCACUGUCACUUGCCAGGGAACCUACGGCUAUUACUGUGACGCUCGUGGAAGUCUCAAGCGGGAUUCAAGCGCAGGCCAAGAGAAAGCCAGAGUUUGCGAGCGAAUGGGCAAGGGCUGGAAAAGAGAUUUGGCCAUUCCCGCCAAUUCCGACGUGGCAUUGUAUUUCGGCAACAAUUAUGCCAUGGUUUGCAUGAUGGAUCGGGAGAAGACCACUCUGUGUCAGAAGACUCAUGGAUAUUUCUGUAAUAGCAAAGGCAAACUACAGAGAGAGGCAACCCAGGGUCAAAAGCCUCUGCAGGUAUGUGAAUGGUACUGCGAGUGCGUCAAUCUCAACCCGGCCCCGAAGAUUCCACAAUGUUACGUGGACUACACUGGGAAGAGUUACUGUGUGUAA